CGCAUGGCGCAGGCCUUCCGCACGUCUCGAAGCUCCGAGCCCGGGGCCGCCGCCUCCGCCGCCUUUGUGCGCGGCCGCGAUGCAACAAAGCGCGGCGGCAGCCCGCCCGGUGUCGCGGCGACUGCGCGGGCUCCGCUCCCCUCCGCCUUGCGCUCCGCGCCCGCGUCUUGCCGGUCGCCUGGGGCCGGGCUGUGAGGCGUCGCCUCGGUCGGGGCGCCUAGCCUGGACUUGGCACGGCCCGCGCGCUCUCCGCGCCAGCCCUCCCUCACGGAAGGGAUUUUUUUUUCCCUUUCCCCUUUUCCUCUGCCCGCCAUCUUCCGAAGGGGACUGCCCAGAGGACGCGGCGCGGGAAGGUGCCUGAUUGGGCCCAGAAAUGGGAUGCCAAGCCUCCAUGAGGGUCGCCUCUUUGAGCCACUGCUGUGACAGCAAGUGAACAAGCUGCCAGAGGAUGUCCACUACUACAGCGGCCGCCCCCACGGGGAUCCCGGCAGUCCCGGGCCCUGUGAACCCUCCCCCACCUGAGGUCUCCAAUCCCAGCAAGCCCGGCCGCAAGACUAACCAACUGCAGUACAUGCAGAAUGUGGUGGUGAAGACACUCUGGAAACAUCAGUUUGCCUGGCCAUUCUACCAGCCUGUAGAUGCAAUCAAGCUGAACCUGCCUGAUUAUCAUAAGAUAAUAAAAAACCCAAUGGACAUGGGGACUAUCAAGAAGAGACUAGAAAAUAAUUAUUAUUGGAGUGCCAGUGAGUGUAUGCAGGACUUCAACACCAUGUUUACAAACUGUUACAUUUAUAACAAGCCCACAGAUGACAUAGUGCUAAUGGCCCAGGCCUUAGAGAAAAUCUUUCUGCAGAAAGUGGCCCAGAUGCCCCAGGAAGAAGUUGAACUAUUGCCCCCUGCUCCAAAGGGCAAAGGCCGGAAGCCAGCUGCAGGAGCCCAGAAUUCAGGUACACAACAAGUGGCAGCCGUAUCUUCGGUCUCCCCAGCAACCCCCUUCCAGAACAUACCCCCCACUGUAUCUCAGACACCAGUCAUUGCUGCCACCCCUGUACCAACCAUCACUGCAAACGUCACAUCAGUUCCCGUUCCCCCAGCUGCCGCACCGCCUCCUCCUGCGACAUCCAUCGUCCCUGUGGUCCCUCCCACACCACCUGUAGUCAAGAAAAAGGGUGUGAAGCGGAAAGCAGACACAACCACUCCCACAACGUCUGCCAUCACUGCCAGCCGGAGUGAGUCUCCCCCGCCACUUUCAGAGCCCAAGCAGGCCAAGGUGGUGGCCCGACGGGAGAGUGGGGGCCGUCCCAUCAAACCUCCUAAGAAGGACCUGGAAGAUGGCGAGGUCCCACAGCACGCGGGUAAAAAAGGAAAGCUGUCGGAGCACCUGCGGCACUGUGACAGCAUUCUUCGGGAGAUGCUCUCCAAGAAGCAUGCUGCCUAUGCAUGGCCCUUCUACAAGCCAGUGGACGCUGAGGCACUGGAGCUGCAUGACUACCAUGACAUCAUCAAGCACCCCAUGGACCUCAGCACCGUCAAAAGGAAAAUGGAUAGCCGCGAGUACCCAGAUGCACAGGGCUUUGCUGCCGAUAUCCGGUUAAUGUUCUCGAAUUGUUAUAAGUACAACCCUCCAGACCAUGAAGUGGUGGCCAUGGCCAGGAAGCUCCAGGAUGUGUUUGAGAUGAGGUUUGCCAAGAUGCCUGAUGAGCCUAUAGAAGCGCCUGCACUGCCUGCUCCCACAGCUCCUGUCGUGAGCAAAGGUGCUGAGAGUAGCCGUAGUAGUGAGGAGAGCUCUUCAGAUUCAGGCAGCUCAGACUCAGAGGAGGAGCGAGCCACUCGGCUGGCAGAGCUGCAAGAGCAGACUGGCUGCAGAGCCUUCCAGGAUCAGCUGUUGAAUGUCUCCUCUGUGCAGCUGAAGGCCGUGCACGAACAGCUGGCUGCCUUGUCUCAGGCCCCAGUGAAUAAACCAAAGAAGAAGAAGGAGAAGAAGGAGAAGGAGAAGAAGAAGAAAGACAAGGACAAGGAUAAAGAGAAGGAGAAGCACAAGGCCAAGGCCGAGGAGGAGAAGAAGGCCAAGGCAGUCCCAGCAGCCAAGCAGGCCCAGCAGAAGAAGGCUCCCACCAAGAAGGCCAAUAGCACAACCACAGCCAGCAGACAGCUCAAGAAGGGUGGCAAGCAGGCAUCUGCAUCCUAUGACUCAGAGGAAGAGGAGGAGGGCCUGCCCAUGAGCUAUGAUGAAAAGCGUCAACUCAGCCUGGACAUCAACCGGCUGCCUGGCGAGAAGCUAGGCCGUGUGGUGCACAUCAUCCAGUCCCGGGAGCCCUCGCUCAGGGACUCAAACCCAGAUGAGAUUGAGAUUGAUUUUGAGACGCUGAAGCCAACCACACUGCGGGAACUGGAGAGAUACGUCAAGUCUUGUUUACAGAAAAAGCAAAGGAAACCAUUGUCAACAAGCGGGAAGAAGCAGGCAGCCAAAUCGAAAGAGGAGUUAGCUCAGGAGAAGAAAAAGGAGCUGGAGAAGCGGCUACAAGAUGUCAGUGGACAGCUGAACAGCAAGAAACCCACUAAGAAAGAGAAGUCUGGCUCAGCGCCCUCAGGAGGCCCAUCAAGGCUCAGCAGUAGCAGCUCCUCCGAGUCUGCGAGCAGCAGCUCCAGUGGGUCCAGCUCUGACAGCAGCGACUCAGAGUGAACUUGGACUGGAACAGAGCUGGACAAAUGGACGUGGCACACGCUGACUGCAGUGUUCCCUCCUAUGGUUAAUAUACUUUCGUUCCAUGGUGUGCAGGUUUUCUUUUACUUCAGUGUUAUGAUCUCUUCCAGCUGUGCUCCGGUAGGGCGGAGAGCCUCGCACGUGCACCGUACCCCACGAGAGGGCCGAGGUCUGCAGGAAAUGCCUUUGCAGCUCGGUUUAGUUUGGAGACUGCGGUCUGGGAUGCUAACCUGAUGACCAUAGACACAGUGGGAGGUGUGGCUGGACCUGCCCAAUCCCUCCUCAGGCCCAGCCUCGCCCUUAGUAACUUGAAGGAAGCUUUUCAAGGGUAUUUCUCUGGAAUGGGUUCUGUGUUUGAAAGCUGUUAGAACACUAACCAGCAGGUUACUUCUCUCCGCAGGGGCUGAGGACAGAUGUGUCAGCCCACGGGAACCAGGCUGGGCCCCAGCGGAGGGUCCUCGUAGCUGCAGAUCAGAGCCUCGCACCUCUGGGCUGGGCAUGGAGAAAGAGGGGUGCUGAGUUCUCUGGUCCCUUGACUGUGUGUGCAGCGUGCAGGUUUUGGGACACCGAAACUUUUACCUCAACUUAAGGGAAUAAAAAGAAAAAAAAAAAACAAAAAGUUAAAAAAAAAAUACACAAAAAUAAACCUUUUUGUAAGUUCAUCCAUUUUCUACAGAAGUCCAGCCCAGCGUGCCCCACUUUGCUAGCGCUGCCCGGCUGCCACCGCCUCACGCCCUGAACCACCUCCCCAGUUUUAUGUAUAUAUAAAUACUUUAUUUAUUAUUAACAUCAUUGGUCAUUUUUUAAAAAAAGAAAAAAGAAAAGAAAAAACCAUAAAUAAGUGCAUUGAGAAAAAGUGGAGAUGCAGGCCCCUGGCGAUGAGGAGACUGGACCUGUGGUAAGAAGAUUGGUCCUGUGGUGGUGUAGCUCCUGGUGCUCAUCACGGCUGGGCUCCCUGGGCUCGUUGGCUUUUUUUUUUUUUUUUUUUUUUUUUUUAAUGAAACCUGGGGACUUUACAAGUAUAGACAUCCUUCGGCUGCAGCACAUCUUCAUUUUAUGUUGUCUCUUCAGUUCUUUCUUACUAACUUCUGGUCUUUUUAAAAGACGUCAACGGAGGGAACCUCAGUUCUUCAACACAAGCUUUGUAAGCUGAGAGAAAAGCAAUGUAUAUCAGGCCAAGGUCUUGACAUUUAAUUUUCUAUUGUAAAAAGUAAUAAUAUACAGAGUUUAACAGAAAGUUCUGUUCCGUUUGUUGUGUUUGAGGCUGCCGAAUGGUUUUGGAAUGCAGGGUCAGCCUGGAUUAGCUAUAGCAUUGUGGCCUCAGCCAGGAGCACACAGGCCAAUCUCCCAGGCCUGGAAGCAGUCUGCAGAGGCUCUGCCUGACCUGUCUACUCCCGACAGGGUCAAAGGUGAGCCUGAUGAUCACUGUUAGCCCAGAAAACUGAUUAUCCCGACCCCACCUGAGGGCGCCAGGUGCAGAGCCUGGUCGUUGUAUGGUUGUACUGAGGCGGGGGUCCCUGCAGUUUCUUCCAUUACUUCUAGGCAGAGCCAAGGACUCGUCGUCAGCAUCCCCACAUGGGAGAUAUGUAAAAUUUCUAAAGUCGAUGCUGCCAGCUCUUGUGGAUGUGGACAGGCAGUGAGUGUCAAGCUCGGGAAGCAGCUGGCUGGCUACCAUGUCUAGACGCCUGGUGAGUGAUCAGCCAGUUAAACUUGUAAGCCAGUUUGUUUAUAAUAAAAAUAUAAGUGGAUUUUAAGGUUCCAUUUUUUUAAGGUUACCCUUGUUUUUCAAAGGUAUUUUUUAAACAGAUCUUUAAUAGAAUAUUUAAGCUGUGACUGUAAGAAAUAAACACGAGGAAACUGACAGGCCUUCGCAUGGGGUCUCAGUGGUGGCCUACCAUGACAGCCUGGGCAGCAUGUCUAGGCAAGGCACAGCGCCUGGGCGUGCACCGAGUGCCUCUGUGAGAUGUGAGGCGAGCAGAGUCCGUUCCUGGGUGGUGCCCCUGCAGCAGGGCAGUGGUGCAGUGCUGGUUCCAUGAGAGGAGGGUCUGGCAUUCCCGUGGCUGUGGUCCCUACUGAGCAGCCUCGGUCAUUGGUGCUUUUUUCUUUUUCUUUCUGUCCAGACUUAAACUGUUUUGUCUUUAGAGUUUUGGAGGGCCUCGGUCCCCACAAUGCCAGGCUGCAGGGUAAACUGUCACUCCCUUCUUCUAAGUUACAGAGGCUACAGGAACUUAGAUUGUUGUGUGCAGAGCUGGAGAACAGCUGUCCACAGGCUUCCUUAAGGGUCACAUGCAGGAGUGAGGCAGGCACUUGGCAGACUACUGGGAGCCGAGGAAUGGGCUUCAGGUUCAGACCUCCUCAGGCUGGAUAGCUCAGCUUGCUUACAGACGGGAGACAUCUGUGGUUUUCUUGGUUUGUCCUUUUGCAGCUGUCACGCCUUUUACAGUCAUUUGGGAAAUGCAAGCCCACUGUCAAAAGCUUUGUCAUCCUGUUUCUCACUGUCCCUGCUACUGGCAUAAUACUUCCAGAAGCUUUUCUUUUUUUAUAUAUAUAUUUAAAAUGUUUCUUUUCUGUAUGAUGUGCAUGCAAGUUUACCGUAACUUUUCUUAAACUUUUUAGUGCCGUUUCUAGUAUAUUCUUGUAAAUGUCAGUUACUGAAAAUGAGUCCAUUGUAAGUAGUUUAGCUUGUUUUUUGCAAUGCCGGCCUCAACAGCACAGAGUAAAAAGCGGUAGGAAGUACUCUGGUGUCUUCUGGUAAUCAUGAACCUUUCUCCUAGGGUGUUUGUUUUGUUUUCAUAAUAAAAAGAAGGGGAAAAAAGGUUA
Molecule: messenger RNA, 5524 nt
Organism: Meriones unguiculatus (Mongolian gerbil)
Lineage: Eukaryota; Metazoa; Chordata; Mammalia; Rodentia; Muridae
Gene: Brd3
Product: bromodomain containing 3
Exons: 13
Coding region: 449-2683 (744 amino acids)
Biological process (GO): chromatin remodeling; regulation of DNA-templated transcription
Cellular component (GO): chromatin; nucleus
Source: RefSeq, a predicted model, not a curated record